CCACCACAACAUUGCUCGCGACCACCACGACCACCUUCCCUAACAUUCUCGCGCCAGACUCGCCGCAUUUUCUUCCCACGCGAAUGUGCGCGCCCGCAACCCAACUGCUCUGAGAUGGCGGCUACAGAACCCCCUGCUGCCGUUGAUCUCGUGCGCACUUCGUCCCAGAGCUCCACCGUCUCAAGCGGCAAGAAAAGCCACACUGCGCGUGUGCGCCCACUCAAAAGGAGUUCAAAUGCCUCUCUCGGUCGAACCCCCUCGCCCCACCCCGACGACAAAAGCCUGACAUCGUUCCCCUCGCUCUCGCCAACCCCAGAAUCGUCGCCCGUCCAGUCGCGUGUCAAUGGGUGGUUUCGCACUGCCGUGGGAGCGGGCGAGCGGUCCGUCUCAGGGGAUAGCACAGAGAAUCGACCUGCUCCUACGAGCUCGCCCGAGACGGUCAGGUCCAUACCUCCUCCCGAGCCCCUCAAACCAGCUGCUCCCAUGUCCACCGUGCGGAAAGUCACAAAAUCAACACAGCAGAUCGUGGGGAGUCUGGUCGCUCCUUCGGCUUCCUUCAGAGCUCGCACCGCGCUUUUCGACGACACCCCUGCCGAGUCUACUCAGAUACCCGGCAAUUUGCAUUAUGCCAGCGAUCAGAACAUUGAAGACAUGGUGGCGCAAUCGGGCGCCGUGGCAUUGGUGAAGCAACUGGCUGGCGAUCUGGCACAGCGCGAUGCUCAAAUCACGGCAUUGCGGAGGAGAGCAGAGGAGCGAGAACGAAUCCUGCGGAAGAUGCUGCAGGAGUGUGAAGUGUCUAACAUGGACAUUGAGAAUCGCCUUCGAGAGUUGGAGAGGAAGAGCGAUGUCAACGGGGAUGAGUCACAGUUGGGAAUCACCAAGAAGAAAGGCAGCGAGAGCAAUUUGCCUGGUUUACAUCCCGAAGACCCCAUUGAUCAAAGAUUAGCAAGAGCCAUGGAAGAUGAAAUUGCACAACAUCCGGAUGCGCUGGGGAUGGACUCGGGGGCUGCUGCACAAGAACCGGAUGGAUCUUCAAUCAACUCUAGGAUUGAUGCGCCUCCUGAGACGGGACGCAGCAACUGGAAAAGCUACCUCCUCGGUGGUGGUGGCACAAGUAGGAAAAGCAGCAGAGCGCCCUCCGUCGCCAGCCUGGUCGAUCGAGAUGCAGAAAGUAUGUCGCGACCACGCGCGUCAAGCGGAGCCAAGCCGUCACGGAAGCCCAUCAGUAAUGAUCUUUUCGUACCGCCCGGCGCAGACAAGGGCGCUGUACCCACUUUGCGCCGGUUACAAAGCCAGGAUCAAGAUCAGUCAGGCUCAUCAUCACGAAGGUCUUCUGUGUCUAUUAUGAGUUGGACACUCAAAAUGGUCGCUGGUAACAACUCAGCCAGCCGUAAUGCAGAUAAGGGAAGUAUCUCCAGAGGCCGUAACAAUGCGAGUUCGGAUCCAGCAGAUAGGACUCCUUCUAUUGAUUCCACAAAAACAACACACUCAGCCCGCUCUGCUCUGGCGAACGCACAACGUCGAGGCGGUCGAGCGCUGGGUCCUAACGGAACGCUCAAGAAUCUGACGACAGAGCCACCAAAGAACGCACCCGUGAAUCCUAGUCCUCAACUUGCGGGCCGUAGCAUCAGUAAUUUAGGACCGGUAGAGAUGGACCGAAUUUUGCCAGAGGAGUCUCGGCCCCCAACUCUAGUCCAGCAACGCAACAGAUUUGCCACGACCCAUAAUGAGUACCUGACUGAUCGCUUCGGGUUCAUCUAUGAUCAGCGACGGAAGAAGAGGCAGAGUGAAGCCGCUGCCGCACUAACUAAACAAAAAAGAAGCAGCAAUGUCGAAUCACUUGGAGACGGCCGGUCAGUGUUUCAAGCCAUGGAAGACGAGGCUAGCCCGGGACAACUGGACGAAUUCAUCCACUCCAAAGGAGCACCCCGACCUGACAGCAGUGGCUCGGAGGAGCAGCAAGCAAAAGUGUCAACGAAGACAUGGGCAGACUAUCUCAAGCUCACAUCCCAUCCCACCGAAUUGCUCUCCCACACUCCCUCGGCAGCACCCAUAACGGAAGUUGAUUUGCCAGACAACGAGAUUUCCACCGCGCCGGCCAGUCAAGUCACGGUCGCGAAACGAGGUUCCUUACCUUCCACGAGCGUGAAUCCCGAACCGUCACCUUCGCGCAUCUUCUCGGGAAACGCCGAGUUCUCGGUCGCAAGUCCCUCUGGACCAGCUUCUCCUCUCAAUCCCUACCUUCCUGCCUUGACAGAUCCCGUAAAGGCUCUCCUUGAACAACUGACGGAGCUACACGACAAUCUCCAGAAGGAAAAGACCAUCAAGUGGAACGAAUUUCUGCGCAAGGUCCGCGCUGAACGAAAGCGACAAGGCGAUGCAGCCACUGCCAGCGAACGUGGAAAGGGACUCGACAUGCCAGAGACCCUACUCACUGACGGCGAGAUUGUUGGUGUCGCGGGACUUGGUAACAAGGGCAAGGUCGGACGCGCCAAAUGGCAAGAGUUUCGACGGCUUGUGCUGGGUGGUAUUCCCGUCGCCUACCGAGCCAAGAUCUGGACCGAGUGCAGUGGUGCUUCUGCACUCCAUGUGCCUGGAUACUACGAAGAUCUCGUCAAUAACGGUGUCGACAACCCUUCUGUUGUCUCCCAGAUUCAGAUGGAUAUUACCCGCACUCUGACCGACAAUAUCUUCUUCCGCAAAGGCCCAGGUGUACACAAGCUGAAUGAGGUUCUUCUCGCCUACUCUCGACGAAACCCCGAGAUCGGAUACUGUCAAGGCAUGAAUCUCAUCACAGCCUGCCUUCUCCUGAUUAUGCCCACCUCAGAAGAUGCUUUCUGGAUGCUCGCGACCAUGAUCGAAAACAUUCUACCCGACAAUUACUACGAUCAGCACCUCCUUACCUCUCGCGCCGACCAGUCCGUUCUCCGCUCCUACGUCAUGGAGCUCCUCCCCAAACUUUCGGCGCACCUCGACGCACUGGAAAUCGAGCUGGAAGCCCUCACCUUCCAAUGGUUCCUGUCCGUCUUUACAGAUUGCCUUUCGGCUGAAGCUCUCUACCGCGUGUGGGACGUGGUCCUUUGUAUGCAAGAUGGCUCCACAUUCCUCUUCCAAAUCGCACUCGCCCUACUUAAACUCAACGAAAAACAACUCCUGCAGUGCGAUACCCCAGCCGCCAUCUACCAUUACAUCAAUCAUCAAAUGACCAACCACGCCAUCAGUAUUGAUGGUCUCAUUCAAGCUAGCGACGCCCUCACCAAGGUCGUCAAGCGCAAGGAUGUCGAAGAGCGCCGCCAGCGCGCCGUGGCCCACGAGCAGGACCUCAUCAAGCAGCGUGAUGAAGCUCGCCAAGAACGCGCCCGUCUGCGCGCUUCCAAAAACGCUGCCGAGCAGACUCCACCAUCUCAUCAUCUUCAGGAUCUCGGACAAAAUGGGGAUGCUGACGAAAGGGCGGACUCAUCUCACCCCUCCUCCCGUCUCCGUGACAUCUCCACGGAAAGACCACCGUCUAUAUCCGCGAGCCUUGAUGCCGAUCUCUCACGCUACACAAGCCCCUUGCGCACGCCACUUUCUAGCGCGUCUAGACGUAGCGAAGAGGAGGAAGACGCUAUAGCUUUGAAUCAGAGUUUGGAGAGUUUGGCUACGCGAACGCCGCUGCCGAUUGAGGAAGAGGUUUUGUGGCGCGCAUGAACAUCUCACAGGCCAUUGGCAUGACAAUUGGUAGCUUAUACGUAUGCGAGUAGAAAAUAUGGCAACCACACGGAGAGAAGUGAUUUCUGGAGAGCAACAUACUUUCUUUUUCUUUUAUCUGGCUCGAACUUGCUUUCUUUCCUCUAUCUCCUUCGGGAGGGUUUUGUCUAGUUUUGCUUCCACGCGGACUUCCUUCAUUUCUCAAGUUCUUAACUCUCGUCUUUGAUACCCACCGAUGAUACAUCGUCGGCAUUCUCCUGUUUCCUUUUCUCCUCCCACCACAAAUCAAGUCUCACCUUUUCCUUUGUAACAUACCUAGGUAGGUACAUACAUUAUAGAUUGGUCAGGGCAUACGGAGCUUGUCUUCCACCUCAUUUG
Periconia digitata is the source of this 4068-nucleotide messenger RNA. NCBI's taxonomy places the organism in Eukaryota, Fungi, Ascomycota, Dothideomycetes, Pleosporales, Periconiaceae. The record is from the annotation of a GenBank genome assembly.